AUGUCUGCCAGAUGCACAGACCGCCCGGUGUCCCGGCAUCAAUCGUCUCCGCCUGCAACUAUUGCUCCAGCUUCUCAUCACCCUCCUUCUUCAGCAGGCUUCAGACCACCUGUCAAUCGGCACUCACCUCAACUUUACAACCCGCAGCGCUUCACGCCCCGGCCGAGUUCGAAUCCGAGUCCAACCCCAGCUUUCCGCAAUACGUUUGCAUCACCGCAGGCCAGACCUACUUCGAAUCCUGGUCCUCAGGAAAGAGCUCUUGCUAAAGCGGGUCAAUACGCGCACGAACAUAAAACUCCACCGCGACACUCACGGUCGAAUUCAUACCGUUCUCCCGCACCUCCGUCCGUGCUUGCGCAUCCCGGAGUUUUCAAUCCUCAAGACCUAGAUCUUCUCCGCGCGGGCUACAAAUCCGCAUACGUUCCUAUCCCGCCUUCGGUCACGCCAAUAGCAGGACCAGCAGCAGAACUAGCACCGACAGUUCGAAACCCCCCCAGAAAAAAGUCUGUUCGAUUCAACAUGGCCGAGCCACGAGCCCGUGCGGCCCGGCACAAGGGCCAGAUGAACUUUGGUCCUGAGAAAUUAUGCCACGGUGCCGCGCAGGUCGCGCAUCAUGCCCGCCGCCAGAAGAUCAAAGUCGACGACUUCCGCUUCUCGCUACGCCGGGAUCCGAACAAGCUCGGCCGUGUGCAGGAGUUGUUGCGCAUGGAGCGUGAGCUGAAAGAGGCGCGGAAGGCUUUCGAUCAGAAUGAUGAUCAGGUUGCUAAGGGUGCUGGAAAGAAAGGAGCUCCUGUUCCUGAAGACGAUGAUAAUGUUUCAGUUACUGGUACGGUGACUGGGAAGAAGGGUAAAGGUAAGGGAAAGAGAGCUGCUGCUAAUCGGAGAGGCUCCGAUGCUACUGAGGAGUCGGUUCCUAAGAAGAGGAAGACUAUCGGGUGA
Penicillium atrosanguineum is the source of this 939-nucleotide messenger RNA. Its product is annotated as putative transcription initiation factor TFIID subunit 13. Gene Ontology annotation, cellular component: transcription factor TFIID complex. Lineage: Eukaryota; Fungi; Ascomycota; Eurotiomycetes; Eurotiales; Aspergillaceae. The record is from RefSeq and is a predicted model, not a curated record. The coding region runs from base 1 to 939 and encodes 312 amino acids. The transcript is spliced from 2 exons. Gene Ontology annotation, biological process: transcription by RNA polymerase II; RNA polymerase II preinitiation complex assembly.